Schistocerca cancellata (South American locust) is the source of this 454-nucleotide messenger RNA. RefSeq lists its product as uncharacterized. NCBI's taxonomy places the organism in Eukaryota, Metazoa, Arthropoda, Insecta, Orthoptera, Acrididae. The record is from RefSeq and is a predicted model, not a curated record. The transcript has 4 exons. The coding region runs from base 1 to 354 and encodes 117 amino acids.
AUGAAAAUAAAUAGCAUUACAGGUCCUGAUUUUAGUAACAGCAGCAGUGCCCUGCUAAGGACUGCAGCGGGGUGGCUGGUGACGGCAGUUGGUGCCUUCUCGGUGGUGGCGCUCGCCUCGGCGUCGCUGUCGUCUGUCGGAGACGUCGGCGUUACCGGACGAGCAAGUGGUGCCUCACCAUCACAGGCGAAUGCAACGGCAGGAGCUAAACCGAGCACAACAGAAGGUCGCGAGUGCUUGAUGGAUAUAGAAGUGGUGGAGCGCGUGUCGGGCCGGUGCCUGCCCCUGGGCCGCUCCGCCAUGGGCUGCGUGGCCGCCGCCCACGUCCGGCCCUUCCACCCCUCCUGCGUGUAGCCGCGUCCCCGCACUUUGUACCACACCUGCUGCUGCUGGACGCCAAACAUCUGGCUUAAUGUACCCGCAACACAUUCAUCAAUAAACACAAUUUUAUACU